Messenger RNA from Dacryopinax primogenitus, 2442 nucleotides. RefSeq lists its product as uncharacterized. Gene Ontology annotation, molecular function: protein binding. The coding region runs from base 1 to 2442 and encodes 813 amino acids. NCBI's taxonomy places the organism in Eukaryota, Fungi, Basidiomycota, Dacrymycetes, Dacrymycetales, Dacrymycetaceae. The transcript has 4 exons. The record is from RefSeq and is a predicted model, not a curated record.
AUGGUUGUCUCACUUGCGAGGGAUGACGUAUUCGAUGAUGAUAGAUUAUACAAUCUCCUCACUUCUACUGCUCUCCCACCAAGAGAAUCCGCUUUCCGUUUAUGUAUUCUCAUCCCAAAAUCAGAGCGUGAUCCUCUCCUCACCCGUCGAUUACUCACAUUCGCACUCGGUCCACCAAAUGCACAUGACUCAAUCCCACAAGCAGGGUUUCGUCUUCUCGCAGAUAAGCGGCUCAACAUCUCUCAAUCAGAGUUUGACGCCCUCCUCUCAAGGCUAGAGGAUGCGCAGUACUGGCCUGUCUUGUUCCUCAAAGCACUGCACGCCUAUGCUCACUGGCUACAUCUUCGCGCUCUCCCAUCGUCACCGCACGAGCACGAACGCCGUUCCCAGAUGGCCAAGCUGAGGGAAGAAUGUCUCUCCGCCAUCGACAGAGGGUGGGAGAAAGGUGUAGCCCUAUGCGCAAACUUCGCAGGGGACUUGUACGCUCAGGGCGGGCUAGUCCCACGUUCGGGACAGCAAGCAAAGACCUGGUGGGAGCGUGCAGAAAAACUCGGCUCUGUCCACGCGCUCAAGAAACUCACUCACCAUCUCGGUUUUCAGCGAGGACCCGCCCGCCUCCUCCCGCUCGACAUCCCCUCCUCUCUCCUGUACGCCCAGCGGGGCGCCCCCUUCUCCUCCUUCUGCGCCUACAGAGCAGCACUGUACUUCUACCGCCCGGUCGGCAGAACCCGGGGGCAGCAUUUCUCCCGCGUAGGGGUAGAGGCAGACGACGGCGCUGCGGGGAAGUACCUGCUGUACGGGGCGAGGAGGGGGCAUGUGAGGUGCCGGCUUGCACUGGCGAGGCUGCUGCUGGAACAGAGGGUAGGGGUGGAGGACGUCCUCCGCUGGGAGGGGGAGAGGCUGCAUGCCCUCGGGAGGGAGGUGGACUGGGAUGGCCAGCCUUGGAUAGGGGAGGAUCUGUGUUCCGAAGAGAUGCUCUCCCUUGAAGAAGCCGCUUUCCCCCCUUCCGCCUCCCCUUCCGACCCCGCUGAUCCGGAACUGGGACCGCUAGACCCAGCAACCCUCCAUGCCGCAGGGAUAAAACAAGCCUCGUGUUCCUUCCUCCACCCUCUGCCGGACGGCACCCAGGAGAGGAGAACGCAGUUUGUGCAUAUCGGACAGGUGGGGGAUAAGGCGGAUGCGAGGGUGUUGAGGAGGUGGAGGAGGAGGGCGAGGAGGGAGGAGGGGGUGAGUGUGCGGGUUAGGAGGCUGCCGACUGGGGAGGAGGGGGAGGAGCUGGAGCUGGGGAUGGGGAUGGGGUUGGGGUUGGACGAGCUGGGGGAAGGGGAAGGGUGGGAACAACAAAUGAGGCAAAAGAUCUUACAGGAGGAGGGAGGAGGAGAGUGGGGAAAAGAACUUGGUUUGAGCGAGGGGUUCGACGUCCCUCUGCAUCUGCUUCGUCCGCGCUCGGCGAUUGCGCCUUCGCCCUCGCCUUUCCCUUCCUCUGCCCCUCCCGAGCCCACCUCAGCCAACUUCCUGCCCUCAACCUCAACCUCCUCCGUCGUACCAGCUUCACCCUCAACAUCAGCAUUAGCACCAGCAGCAGUCCCAGCCUUAUCGCCCAUGCUCGUCCUAUCCCCUCCCAGCCCACUCACCCCAGAAGAAAAACAGUCCCUCGCCCGAGUUCAAGUGCAAGCCCGGCUUCGCUCGCUCCAGCUCGUAGGUUCGCUCAUAGACGGGAUCCCUAUCUCCGACCCCUCUGACCCCUCCGACCCCUCCGCCACUUUCCCCGUGCACCUCUCGUCUUCCUCCUCGGGGUGGAGCAAAUCCAAACAAGAGGUGAUGCGGGAAGCUACUGGCCUGCACGAGGAAUGGAGGGAGCAAGAAGAGAAGGCGAGGACGUUGUUGUGCGACGAGCGGGCGUUGGCAGGUUGGAGGAAGGCUAGGGAGAAGAGUGGUGAGUCUUACUUGCUUGCUAGGAUUUUUGCCUCUCGUGUUUUGCUUCUCGCUCGACGUUGCUUCCUGGGACGGACUCCUCCCUCCCCGCUGCCAUCCCUCCCCUCUUACCUUCGUCGCAUUCCACGCGUUCUAACCCCUCUUCCCCCCGCAGACCGUCGCGCCCUUCGCAAAGCCCAAGAAGCCCAAGCCCAAGCGCAGGACCCGAUGCGCAAAUGGAGGCUUCCUACCCCUCUUCCCUCCCCUGCCCAUACCUCGGGGAGCAGGAAGCGGCCGGACAUGGAGGUUCAGGCGCUGUUUGGCGUUUUGGGGGAGGCAUGCACGGGGGAGGCAGGUGAGGAUCCGGAGCUGGGGGAUCUGAGUGAGGAAGUUGGGCCUAAGAGCCCGGGGCUGGGGACAGGGAAAGGGAAAGGGAAAGCCAAAGGGAGAGUGAGGUGGGCGGAAGAGGAAGACGUCUUUGCUCGGGUUAUAGGACUUGGGUCUGAAGAGGUACACAGAGGGGGUUAG